Molecule: messenger RNA, 1846 nt
Organism: Paramecium sonneborni
Lineage: Eukaryota; Ciliophora; Oligohymenophorea; Peniculida; Parameciidae
Source: the annotation of a GenBank genome assembly
AUGGGUGCAACUUGUUGUAAUUCACAUUUACAUACUUAAGAUGGUAACAUUUAUAAAAUACUAUUUAGAACUAUCUGUUUAAUCAGCAGCAUUUUGUGAUAAUGAUCAAGGUUCCUAGAAAAAAAUAAUUAAAUAAACAACAGCUAAUAAACGAUAAGAUUAUAUACCUGCAUAGACAUUUGGUUUAGGAUUAAAAUAAAAUCUAUCUGAAGAAGGGAAAGAAGUUUAUGAAGAACCUCCGAAGAAGGUUUCUAUGAUAGUGUCAAAAGAAUUAGAAUAGUUGUUAGAACGAUAAAAUUCUGAUACAGAUAGAAAGAAAAUAUUGGAAUAAUAAUCUUUAUAAAGUAUGAUUAAUAAUGAUAAGAAUAGAAAAGGAACAUAAAUUAAAUGUUAACAUAGAUAUUUUUGUAUAAUUGAAAAAAGGUUAAAUAUCUGAUCAUUAUAUUACCGGAUAAGUUCUUGGAGAAGGUGCAUUUGGAAAAGUUUGGAAGGUGACUCAUAAGAAGACUAAAUUAGAUAGAGCAAUGAAGUAACUUAAAAAAAGCUCUAUUUUAAAGGAGGAUAAAGAGAAACUGUUUUCGGAAAUGAAUAUUCUAAAAGAUUUGGACCAUCCUAACAUUGUAAAAUUGUAUGAAUUAUUCGAAGAUGAUAAAAAUUACUAUUUGGUUACUGAGUAAGUACUAAAUUGAUUGAGGAUAGGUAUUGUUCAGGUGGAGAAUUAUUUGAUCGUAUUAAGAGUAUGAACUUCUUUAGUGAGAAAAAAGCAGCAGAAUUGAUGAAAUAAAUCUUAAGUGCUGUUUGGUAUUGUCAUAAUCAAAAAAUUGUGCAUAGAGAUUUAAAACCAGAGAAUUUACUGUUUGUAUCAGAUUCACCUGAUGCUGAUUUAAAAGUAAUAGAUUUUGGAACAUCUCGAAAAUUUGAGACAGGGAAAAGAAUGACAAAAAGAUUGGGAACACCAUAUUAUAUUGCUCCAGAAGUGUUGUUAGAAAAUUAUAAUGAAAAAUGUGAUGUUUGGUCAUGUGGUAUAAUUCUUUAUAUCUUGUUAUGUGGUUAUCCUCCAUUUUCAGGAAGAAGUGAAAGUGAAAUUUUAAAAAGAGUUUAAUCAGCAUAAUUAAAAUUUGAUCCUGAAGAUUGGGGUCACAUUAGUGAAAAUGCUCAGAAUUUAAUUAAGAAUAUGUUGAAUCCCAAUCCUUCAAAAAGAUUUAGUGCUGAGUAAGCAUUUAAUGAUAAAUGGAUAUAAAAUAAUGCACCUUCUAAUUAAGUAAAUCAGAAAGCAUUAUAAAAUUUAUAACAAUUUUAUGCAAAAAGCAAAUUUAAAUAAGCAGUUUUGACUUUUAUGGCAACAUAAAUAAUAACUUAAUAAGAAUAAGAUGAAUUAAAUAAGACUUUUUAAGCAAUUGAUAAAAAUGGUGAUGGUAAACUUUCAAGAUAAGAAUUAAUUGAUGGUUACACUUCUGUUACUAAUAAUAAAGGAUUAGCAAUAUAAUAAGUUGAUCGUAUAAUGGAAUUAGUAGAUAUAAAUAGAUCAGGAGAAGUUGAUUUUACAGGUAUUUAUUUAUUGGUAUUUAUAUUGUUAGAGUUUUUAAUAGCUGCAAUGAAUCAAGAGAAAUUUCUAUCUGUUUAAAAAAUGGAAUAAGCAUUUAAAAUAAUAGAUUUAGAUGGAGACAAUUUCAUUUCAAAAUCCGAAUUAUAAAAUGUAAUGGGAGAUGUUGAUGAUGAGGUAUUUAGAUGUAAUUUAACGAGAUUUGGAUACAAAUAUUAAAGGAAUGUGAUUCUGAUAAUGAUGGUAAAAUAUCACUGGAAGAAUUUUCAUCCUUGUUACAAUCUAAAGUUUUAUGAUUCAUAG